ACUCACCUCGGACGUGCCCGCGGAGCCCGGGAGAGGAGGCGGAGCCGCGGGAAUGAAUGGAGCCGGUGACUGCUCCCUGGCGACCCCCAGCCGGUCGGGCUGCGCUGCUCGCGGCUAGCUGGGCGGAUGCGGCCGUCUCCCCUUCGCUCCCGACGCCGGGCUCCUGGUCGGCGGGUCGGCCGCAGCCCACCGAGCCCUCCGCUGGCGUGACGCACUCGCGCCGCAGCGCCUCGAGCCUUUGCAGCCGCGCUGCGCUGCGCCGCGCCCCCCGCGAAUCCCCCCGCCCGCCCGCGCCGUGCGGCCCCUCCUCGGCGCCCGGGACGCCACCCUGUCUCCCUCCGGGUCUGGCCGCCGGGCAGGUGCGGGUUCCGCCAACGUGGGGCAGCUACAGGGCCCCCGCCUCGCCCCUGCCGCCCCCUCUGUCCGCCCCGGCAGCCGUCACAAGGUGCGGCGCGACGCCCCAGCCCAGGAAUCUAGUACAAGCGAACUAACCCUGACCCAAAAGGACGCCAGCUCCACCCUCCCUUUCCUCCCCUUUCUCUCUCAACUCUCUUCAUCCGCCUUAGUGCCCAUGGCCCUUUGCUAAUUACACUCCUACGACCGAAGAUAAGCUCUGAAGUAUUUAAAGCAUGGUAGAUUUCUCGAAAGUAAUGCAUGUCAUGGUUUAAAUUAUGUUUCAUGAAUGUAUUGAGGAAGAGUAUUGUAUGCAAGAAAUGUUAAGACUUCCUUUUAUAGUGCAUAAACUCUGGAAAAUAAACGCAGCUCAUCCAGUAAAUUGAAAUUGCUUCUUGGAAAUAUUUAGCAAUCACAAUAAGAGUCUUUAACGAAUUUACUUCAAAGAAUACUGGUUGAUAGCAUUUUAUUAGACUCGGGUUUUUUAAAAAAAUCAAAUAGGCUUUUUUAUCUCUAGUUGCUCAUAAGCACAACUGUUACUGUUUAAUUUGUAAAAUUAACCGAAAUCUUAAUCUUAUACAUUAAACAUUUGUCAUUACCAUUAACAAUGAACUAACUAGACUUAAUUAAGCAGGAAUUUUUAAUAUAGUUGGGUUUUAUUCAAGCAAACUUCGAAAGGCGGGAGGGAGUGAUAGGGGAACUCAAGAGCUGAAGAUUUUAGCUUCAAUAAUAGUUGACAGGCUUAAGUGAUUAUUGCCUGUAGAAAGCUGUUAUUCCUGGAACUAGAAUGCAUGACCAGUGACUCCAGAGGUCACAAGGAAAUUCAACCUUGUGCCACAGGGUGUCUGCAAGCCAUGGAGAUGGUAUUUGAGCCAUUGUGUUCCAGGGAGGGAACAUCUGCCACUGAGGUGAAGAAUUAUUGAUCAACAGAUAAAGAAGUACAGUGGUACCUUUGUACUCAUCAUUAAUUUAUUCUGGAAUUUGUACAGAGUGCCAAAACUGGAGUAUGGACUAGUGAUGCAUUUUCUCUUGCAGGGCAGCGUUGGGACUCAUAUGGGUUCUAGCAAGUGCAACUGUCCCAAACUAGCACCGUCAAACUGCAAGGAGUACAGGGUUUGACCAGUUCUGAGGCAGAGAGUACUGAGGUAUGACCUUACUAGGAAAAUCCCAGCCUGACUACAACUCGUAUCCAAUUAACCUUUUUUCCAAACCCCUUUCCUUCUCCCUAUAAGAACAUUGGCUUGAGAUGAGAUGUUGAGAUGGUUUUUGAAGGGACAUAACCCUCAAAAUCUUCUGGAUUGCCAGCAUCUGAAUAAAGCACCCAUAAAAAUUCAA
This is a messenger RNA of Phyllostomus discolor (pale spear-nosed bat), 1728 nucleotides long. RefSeq names its product formin-like protein 14. NCBI's taxonomy places the organism in Eukaryota, Metazoa, Chordata, Mammalia, Chiroptera, Phyllostomidae. The transcript is spliced from 2 exons. The record is from RefSeq and is a predicted model, not a curated record. Bases 57 to 491 code for a protein of 144 amino acids.